UGGUGUCAGAAAGGACAGUUUCUGACAUGAGCCCACAUUUUUUGGCCUUCCUCAGGAGGGCAUAUGGAGGUCCAGGGGUGCUAAGUGACAUUUUAGGGUUUGGUGACAAGGUGGAAGUAGAGUUACGAGACACAGAGCUGCGUUUGUUCAGCUACUCUGCUGAAAAACUGGAUGAGACAGAGAAAAAACUGCAAGAAAAAUUCAAGGAAGUCAAGAUCUAUGUGCCUAACUGCUCUGCUGUGCCAUCUGAGCUUCAGGAAAAGCUUAAGUCCAAGACAAAUGAGAUGAACCGAGGGCAGCAUAGGGCUCAGGUUGUGUUUGGCUCAGACAGCACAGUGUUCCUACUGGGCCACAAGAAGGAGGUCGAAGAGCUGAGUGAAACUGUCACACAGUUUAUUUUGGACCAGUCUUGUGUGCAAAGCAUAGUCGAUCUGCCUUUCCCAGAGUUAGCACAAGAGUUACCAGAAUUGCUGCAGCUGCAUGGUUUUGACUAUUCAGGGGUUACCCUCCAUACUUUAACAUCUUCCUCUGGGCCUGUGGUGAUGCUGGAAGGUCCAUCCAGCAAAGUGACUGAGGUCAGGAACAACUUGGGUCUAUUUUUGGACUCCCUUAUUCAGGAUAAAGGCACUACUGACUCAUUAGGAGCAGUAAGAAAUAUCCGUACUCCCACUGGGAAAGAUAAACUCGUAAGUGUUACACAGAAUUUGGCAUCUUUGAGUUUAAGUGAAGUUAACACCCUAGUUGCUAGCUACAGCCUUUGUGGCGGACUCCAGGUUCUGGUGUGUCAGGGGGACAUCACCAAACAGGUUGCUGACGCCCUGGUGAACGCUGCCAAUGGAGACCUGAAACACUGUGGCGGUGUUGCUGCUGCACUGAGUAAAGCAGGUGGCCCUCAGGUUCAGAAAGCGAGCAGCGCUAUAGUAAAGCAGACUGGGAAAAUUCCUACAGGUGAAGUUGUAGUGACCACAGGGGGGAACUUAAACUGCAAGAAGCUGCUGCAUGCCGUUGGGCCUGUAGGUGGAGAAUCAGGUGGCAAAGAAAGGUUGUUAUUAGAAAAAACUGUCCAUUCUGCUCUGAAUUUAGCAGAAAUGAUGGAGUUUGAGUCUAUAGCCAUGCCCUGUAUCAGCUCAGGUGCGUUUGGUGUUCCUGUCACUGUGUGUUCUGAGGCUAUCGUGACUGCUGUUAAGGAGUUUGGCAGUCAGGGAGGGCGAAGUCUGAGCAGAAUCAUCCUGAUUGAUAACAGAGGAGAGGUGGUGCAGGCCAUGCAGGAAGCAUGUGACAGGCUUCUCCAAGGGAUAAGUCCUGGAAACCAACCAAGUGAUGUGGGGUUCCAGAUCGAUACUGCCCAAAACACUGCAAUAGGAGCCACAGCUGGAGCUCCUGGAGAUGGUGUCCGUGUGGAGAUCAUUCAGGGAACCAUCGAGACCCAGCAGGUGGAUGCUCUGGUAUCGCCCAUGGUUGGCCAUGAUCCUCUCACUACCCGUGUUGGAAACACUUUGUUUGAAAUGGUUGGACCCCAGCUGACAGCAAUGUUUAGAAAGGAAGCAGAAGAAGAAAUGACGCCUGGUGACACAGUCCUGGUAGAGGGUUUGCCUGGACUUCCAUCUAAUGCAGUGUUCUUCCCCAGCCUUGUUCCCUGGGAUGAUGACGACGAUGGGGCUGCAGUUCAGGUUCUGAGACUGUGCAUCAACAAAAUCCUAACGUCUUGUGAGAACAGAGGGUUUGGAUCUGUUGCGUUCCCCGUACUCGGGGCUGUGAUUGCUCUGCGUUUCCCUGACAACGUGGUAGCCAGGGUUCUACUGGAGGAGGUCCAUGAGUUUGAACAGAACCGAGCCGGCAGAACACCAUUCAUGGUCCGCAUCGCCAUCCACCCCAAUGAUGAAGAGUCUGUUGAGGUCUUCAAGUCUGUCCAGGAAACUUUACAACUCAAACGAUUCACAAAAGAUGUUCACCAACCCGACCAUGCGUCAACUACAAAGAGGAUUGUCCUGCUGGGAAAAACUGGAUCUGGGAAAAGCAACCUAGCUAACACCAUAUUUGGAGAGAAAUUAUUCACCACAAACCAUUCACCCAACUCUGGAACAAGAACAUGUCAAUCUGAAACCAAAUCUGUCAAUGGAAGAAGCGUCACUUUGAUCGACACUCCUGGUUUCUUUGAUGCAGAAAGGUCUGAGGACGACAUGAAGCCUGAGAUAGUGAGCUGUAUCACAGAGUGCGCUCCUGGGCCUCAUGCUUUUCUCAUUGUGCUGAAAGUGGAGAAAUUCACAGAGCAGGAGCAGGCUGUCAUCAACAAAAUAUGUCAAUAUUUCUCUGAAGAUGCUCUAAAAUAUGCUGUCAUUGUCUUCACUCAUGGUGACCAGCUCCGUAAAGGGAUGAAAAUUGAAGAGUUUGUCAAUCAGAAUAAGAAUCUGAGUGACCUGGUGAAGAGGUGUGGAGGCCGGUGCCACGUCAUUGAUAAUAAAUACUGGAAGAACAAACAGCAGAACAACUACAGGAGUAACCAGUUCCAGGUGGAAGACCUACUCAACACAAUAGACAAGAUGGUGAUGGAAAACAAUGGGGGCUGCUACACCAAUAUGAUGUUUGAAACAGUAGAGAAAGAAAUACAGAGAGAGGAAGAGAACAUUAGACAGUCAUCAGGAAACCUGCCAGUGGAAGAGAUCAGAAAACAGGCUAAAACCAGAGUGUCCGAGAGGUUUCUGAUCCAACUUGCAGGUACUGCAACAGGAGCAGUGUUUGGAGCUGUUUUUGGUGUGGCAGCCAUGGUCCGGUUAGUUAUCACAGUUAUAACUAACUUUAAAGGAAUAAUGACACUUCCAGCAGUGGGAGGAGUGGUGGUAGGUGUGUCAACAGCAGGCUUGGCUGCAACAGGAGGAGUAAUGGGUGGUAUGAUUGGACACAAUGCAACUGAGGGAGCAAAAACACCAUUGGAGGCAGCACAGAGGGCAGCUAAGGCUGUCAUGGACAAAAGAAAAGAUACACUUAAGCUGAGUUAG
Molecule: messenger RNA, 2996 nt
Organism: Micropterus dolomieu (smallmouth bass)
Lineage: Eukaryota; Metazoa; Chordata; Actinopteri; Centrarchiformes; Centrarchidae
Product: protein mono-ADP-ribosyltransferase PARP14-like
Exons: 7
Coding region: 27-2996 (989 amino acids)
Molecular function (GO): GTP binding
Source: RefSeq, a predicted model, not a curated record